CAACCGCACAAAUUCACAAAAUAAAUACAUUUUCAAACCCUACACCCACUGUGGCCUCCAUCUCGUUCUGAUAGUCGUACAUACAAAUCACGUGGUCGAUUUGAGCCCAGAAAAAAUAAGGUCGUUCAAAGGAAAUGAUAGCUAUAGCAAUCAUUGUAGUAACACUGGGCAAGUCUAGUCGUCCAUUUGGCUGGUUCAGAUGGUGCUUCAGUCUCGUUCGUUCUCGCAAACGGCUUUCGGCCACAGUGCAUGUAGUGUCUGAAAAUGUAUUUAUUCUGUGAAUUUGUCCAGUUGUCAUGAAUCAUUUUUGAUUCGGGGAGACUCAGAACAGGUUAAUUGAUUAUGGGGACCACUCAGUCGACAUCGAUUUAUACUUGGAAAGAUUUAAUACGCAUGUGAAAAUGUGGUAAAUGUGGCUUACCUUUGGUCCGACACAUCAGAAGCAGUUAUUCCCCCUAACUCUCACAAGACUUCAUGUUGGUUGAUUUCAAAGUAACAUUCUGCUACUAGGUUUCACGUGGAUACAAUUUCAAAAGAGUUUAUAAAGGGUCUGUUUCUCCUUAUAUGGUUCAAUUGAACAGCUUGAAAAAACGAAAUAUGGUUCAUCCAUUUCGUUUAGGAAGUUGCAUUACGGCUUCAGAAUCCUCUCAGGCAGUACGUGGGAAAGUCUGCCAGCAACCUGUGGAUGGUUGUGGGUUUCCCCUGGGCUAUGCUCAGUUUCCUCCCACCAUAAUGCUGGCUGCCUUCGUAUAAGUGAAAUAUUCUUGAGUAUGGCGUAAAACACCGAUCAGAUAAAUAAAUAAAUAAAUACAGCUUCAGAACAGAAACUUCCUGUACAAACAGUAACAUGCUUACAAAAAUUACAAAAAAUUCUUACAGUUGCUCGUCAUUAAUAUAAGUACAGGGAAAGAGAAAUACGUUCAACUCAAAUCAGGAUAAUCCAAGAUGACAGUUAACACUAUAUAUUUGGGUCUGGGUUGCCCCGGGUGGCUAUUUUCACUCCUCUUUUUAUACUGGGCUGGCGGAAUGUUAUAAGAGAGGUUGCAUGACCUACUUUUGGUAGCCGUAUUGGAGUACUAUGGCUAUACCAGCCCAUGUUAACAGCACUCCAAUAUGGCUACCUGGCUGUUGUUCUGCCAAGGUGAUCACGUUACCAUAAACCCCUCUGUAGGCACAGUGGCAACGUAUGGUAAAGCAUGCACCAAUUCAUACCGUGUUGAAUAAGUCCUUUUUAAAUGAUGUCUGCAGUCAAAAACAGGUGUCAUCUGUGGCUCUUACCUCUCAUGCAACAAUCCCAAUCAUGAGACAGUCACCGCUGAAGCAGUAGCCAUUUUGCCUUCUGUUCUGGGUCUUGAAAAAGUUAUCAUUCCUGGAUGGUGCAUGCGGCUUAACCCAGAAAAGACAAGCCUAUUGGCAGACUUGUUUUAAAAUCGGUUGCAUUGUUGUGACUACAGGACAAGUGUGUCAUACCUGGGAUGCUGCGUGUACGGGCGAACUGAGAGGUAAGAGCCACAGUUGACACCUGUUUUGAACUGCAGACAUCGUUUAGAGAGAUGUCUCGGACACGGCAUGAAUCAGUGUAUGCUUUUACCAUUGGUUGCCACUGUGGCUAUAAUACUCCACCUGCCCAGUAUAAUGACAGGAGUUUGAAUGGCCACCUGGGGCAAGAUUUGGGGGCCUCCAUGGUUGAGGUCAUUAGAAUGCUGGCAUGGUGAAAUAACUCAGGAGCCUCUUACCAGUGUGGCCACUGUGAGUUCAAGUCCAGCUGAUGCUGGCUUCAUCUCCGGCUGUACGUGAGAAGGUCUGCCAGUAACCUGCAGAUGGUUGUGGGUUUCUCCCGGGUUCUACAUGGUUUCUUCUCACCAUAAUGCAGGCCGCCAUUGUAUGUGAAAUAUUCUUGAGUAUGGUGUAGAAACACCAAUCAAGUAAAUAAAUAUAUUUGAAUCUUGCUCUGAAUCAUGGAUGAAUAUAUCUCUGACUGGAGGUUGAGCAGCCAUGAUCACAACAUAUCUAAAUAUUUCUCAACCUACUAGUCAGUUUAGUUGGAAUUUUAACAGUCCAGUGGUCUGGGACCCUAAGCAUUGUAAAGGAGUAACUCCAGGGAGGUUAGGCUAUAGUACAAUAAUAAUAAUAUUGUCAUUUUUGUAAUCAGUUGUGUUCUGAAACUGUACUAAGUAUCCUACAGCGGUGAAUGGGAGCAAGCCAUAACUAUGUGAGAACCAGUCCCCACGGAAGUGAACAUAGUUAUCCAGGGCUAGCUCUGUAGGGCCUUGUAUAUUUUGUUUACUAUUGCAGCCCUGCCUCGACUGUUCCAUAAGCUUACUUUGAACACCUCUGUACUUCCCAUGCUAUCUUCAGUGGAUCGAUGCUAGGGCCAUUAAAAAGUGUCCGUCCAUACUUAUAGAUGUCUUAUUCGUCGUUUUCAGAUAGAUGUUGUCAUGCGUCAUCACCUAUAAUCCAAACCUGACGAAAAUUUGACAAAUUCCAGAUCCUAUCAACAUUCUUGAACUGAGACUGAUCAUACAGAAAGCCCAUGUGUGUCAAACUUGUCUGGUAGCAGGGUAUUCAUUAUCUUUUGGACAUUUUAAUUGGAGUUGGAAUUUGUCAAAAUUCGGCCAGUUUUGGGGACAUAUGGAUUCAGUGAUGACAGAAUAGGACAUCUACUCCGAAUUGACAGCUAGGGCAUCUUUGAGUACAGCUAGACACUUUUUAUGGCCCCAAUUGAUCUGUUGGGGUUAGCACUUGAAGAGCAGAGGUGUUCAAGUUUAUGAACAAGACAGAGUUGUCAUACUAAUAGUACAUGUAUACGGAAUCACUGCCCAGUAGAGCCAGUUUGUAUCAUGAUACACUAUCAUGCGUUCCAACAAUAUUGCUUAAAAUUUGAAUUUGGUUUUGAACAUGUAAGUUUCAGUUAACCUCUAUUCCUUCACUAUCUUCAGCAAAUUCUUGCAAAUCAAAAAUGCCUUUUCUUUUUCUGCAUAUAGAGAUCAUCUAACAGUAUGAAUAAAACCCUUGCUUUAUGCCUGCUACAUGCAUCUUCAUACACCUAUCAUUUUAGAGACCCCGAAGCGUCCAUGACUGAGGGGGUUAGUACGCCAGCGCGGGGCAAUGACCCAGGAGCCUCUCACCAAUGCAGUCGCUGUGAGGUCAAGUCUAGUUCAUUCUGACUUCCUCUCCAGCCAAACGUGAGAAGGUCUGUCUGCAACCUGCGGUUAGUCGUGGGUUUCCCAGAGCCUGGUUUCCUCCCACCAUAAUGCCGGCCGCUGGUGUGUAAGUGAAAUAUUCUUGAGUAGCGUGUAAAGCACUAAUUAAAUAAAUAAAUAAAGAAAUGGUAGACCGCAAAGACCUUGGAAUUUGCUGUUUUACUUCGUCUGCUCCACAGCUAAUUCAGCAAGAUAAAUGAUCUCCCUCCUGAGUUAACAUUCUGACAUCUACCAACGGAAUGAAUGUCAGAAAUAUAAAAUGUGGAUGUAGUACAUUUAACGUUGUUGAAUUACUUCAGAGCAACAUAGGUCCAAAACACAAUGCUGAAUAAUAAAGACUCGUAAUGCAUGUUGCAGACACAGGUAAAUUGAUUUUCGCUUGAAAAUACUUUUAGGAUUGAAUUAUUACACCUACAUGUACAUAUGGUACAGGAGCUGUAUAAUUUCAUUAUACAUGUACUAGAGGUGGAUAUCAACAGUAACUAGUGCGGUUGACAACCUUAAUAAAAACAGAAUCUUUAUCUGAUCCGUUCAGUAUCACCGAGGCCCAGCAGUGACCAGCACUAUCACUAAACAUUACCUGGAAUGUUUUAAAGCAGUUUUCACACAGUGCUGAGAAUGGAACUUUUACAAUCCAUUGAUGUUGUUUCCCUAUUUCCUCAGCAUCCAAAUAUAGGUUUCUAUCUCAUGUCACCAUGAACCAUUUUAAUGUGUCUUAAGGCAGAGUAAGUGUAAAAAGAUAUGGGGAAACUGUGGCCGGGGUGGUGCAAUGGCCCUGGAGCCUCUAACCCUUGUGGUCGCUAUGAGUUCAAGACCAGCUCAUGCUAGUUUCCUCUCUGGCUGCACCUGAGAAGGCAUACCAGCAAUUUGCAGAUGGUCGUGGGUAUCCCCUGGGCUCUGCCUUGCUUCCUGCCACCAUAAUGUUGACUGCCAUCAUGAAGUAGUCCUGAAUACGGCAUGAAACGCCAAUCAAAUACAGUAAGUAAAAAGAUAAAGUCUACUUGACGAAUCUUGUAGUUCUAAGGGAGAUAACUGCAGGAUAUCAUUGAACAUAGUGUUCUACAGGUUUGACCCAUAUACCUUACAUAUAAAAUACUUGAGUCGCUUAGUUAUCUUAUAAACCUUCAUUAUGCUGUGGGGUACAUUUCUGUGUAUUUUGUACAAUGCUGUGUUUGACUCCUUUGUGUUUAUGAUCAUCUCCUUGAUGUUAGUAGACUUAACUGUGUCAACUGCUAGUAUAAGUUUCAGCGGCCCCCAUACUUUCAAACCCUCUUGAUGUCAUUCCAGCAGAGCUGCAUUACUCCACAUCAUAUAUUCUGCCUCAGGGUGAUUCAGAUCACACGAUGAAUGUUUUCACUUCACAUGAGGUAGACUUUAUGAAAAUUGAUGGAGGAUUUUGUUUUUGACGUCAGCUAUAGAGAUUAAAUAGUGUCCAAGUUAUUGGUAAAUCCUUUAAACCACACUGCUAGCUGUGUUCCAGAGGAAAUUUUACGUAGCAGUGUAACUUUUUUACUAGAAUUCUGCCCAUGGUAAAUGACAUAAUUUCACAUAUGACAGUUGCACAUUCUGCCUGAUUUUGAGAAUUCUAUUGAUCUAAUAGGUGUUUCGUUUGGAAUGAAAGUUAAUAUCCUUUCUGCCCCCAAAAAUAAUACUUUUUUCCUCUGAAUAUGAAAUUUUUGGGGUGAAAUUUAGACUUGGAACUUCAGUCCAGUCUUUGUUUUCAGUUUCUUAUAUUUCUUUCAUUUUCUAAAAAUGCAUGCAGUAGUGUUCUUUAGGAGCAUAGUGGGUUUGACCUUCCUACAUGUGUUAAAGCCGGCAGCGGGCAGUUCUUAUUACAUUGAAUAUACAUGUAACAUAACUUGUAUGAUGUAUGCUCAUACAUGUAUAUACAGAGACGGAAUAUACUAACAUGGAAGGGCCACUAUUUGUAAUUUAUUAAACAACUGGUAUAUGUUUCCUUUAUUCUGUACGGUACCUCUUGCAAGGAAAAAAUUAAAAUCACAUCACAAAGUUUAUGAAUUUGAAUAGAUCACAAAUUGAAUGUCCUGUGCAACUCAUAAUUUAUUUUAACAGUUUUAGGUGCUUGAAAGAGAAGGCUUUGUCAGUUUUGAAAAUUGUUAUGUGAAACAUUUGCAACGACGCACCUAAUUCUUCAAAAUUAUUCAGCGUCAUUUCUGUGAACAGCUACCGGCCCUGAUAGUAUAGUUGGUAGAGCAUCCACUUCGGGAGCACUAGAUCGAGGGUCAAUCCUGGGUCAAUCACACCUAAGACCUUAAACGAGGAAGUUGUAUCUUCCUCGCUUGGCGUUCAGCAUGAAGGGGAUAGGCAACGACUGGUUGACUUGUAUCAGUAUAAUGGCUCGGGCAAGGCGGCUUGCUUGUCUUCGGUAAGUCGUCUCAUUGAAGCAGCACCAGAUAAAAAUCCUCAAAGGAUUCCUUCAUCGUCAUAUGACUGAAAAAUUGUUAAGUACGAAGUUAAAUCCUUAUCACUCACUCACUCUAGGAGCAACUAACAAGGUAAACAACAUAAACUUUUAUGUUCAAAAAAGUGCUUCUUUAGGGGCAAAUAAAUUAGGAGAUAUCCUCUCACCAAGCAAACAAACUUUAAAACACUUGGUUGAUGUCAGCAUUUUAUGUAAAGCCACUCUUUUAUGAAAAAAAUAUUGUCUGACAAACUUGGACCUAAAUAAAGGUCUCAGCGGAUGUCACUCGCUGACUUGGAUGUGCAAGUAACAAUAAUUUCCAAGACCAGACAAUCAAAUUUGAACUUUUAAUGUCAACAAUCCAUACAGACAGUAUUUGCUAGCCUUUCUGAUUAUCAUGUAACAAAUCAAUGUGCAGGGUACAAGAAGAUAAAGUCUAUGAUGUUUCAGCUUGAUUUCAGCUCUUGACUAUUCUGUGUAUAGCGCAUGUGUAUGUUGAAUCAAGCUGGACUGACUGACUGAUUUAGAAGGAGUGAGUGAUCUUUACAGUAGAACAGAGCUGUGUCGGUCACAAAGUAAAUUAUCAAAAAAACAGGUUACAGUUUGAAAAGUUAUAAAAUACUCUUGGUAUCAAUAGUCCUGCUCUGAAUUAACUCCUUUGUUAAACAACAGUGACUGUGAUGUGAUGUAAGGUUAGCUUUUGAAGCGUGAAACUACAAAGUGGGACAUUGCCUAUUAUAGCAUGCAUGUCUGUUAUAGUAUGUAGGCUAUGCCACAACAGUGACAAAUAUUUUGUAGGCAACAGGAUAUAAUAAAACAUGAUAUCAACCUUGAGAGUGGCAGAAAUGUCAAGAAAUCGUAAAUGAAGUUGGGUUUUCAGCUUAGAGUUUGCUGAAAUUGUUUAUUGUAUUUAAUUAGCGUAAGGAUUUUAAAAUUACCUCCAAAUGGAUUUUAAAAAAUGCGUAACGUUUAUCCUGGGUUUUCCAAAUAAGUUUUAAAAAUUAAAAUCUGCCUUAAAGCUAGGUCAUCAGCCAGCUAAUGCUGCUUUAACUCGAAAACUUGGUAGCCAUUUUCUGAGGUCCCACCUAACCAUAGCUUACUCCUAAAAACAAACCUUUCAAACGAGAGUGACCACAGCGGAGGUAACUUGGUGUGGCCCCAUUAGAAUGGUACAGCUCACCAUCUGGCUCCAGCAUUGCAAGAUGUUAUUUAUUGUUAUAUUUCUUUUUUCCUUGUUAAAAUAGUCUGACCUGCAGUCAGUCGAUAUACAUUGGUUCCCCUACGGGUUUGGGCUAUAGGGUAGGUCGAGUUUUAAGCCAUAUGUAUUUUUGACAAAUUACGGCAGUUUUUAUCCUGUCUUUGAACCUCAACAGUUUUGCACAUGUUUUUUAAAAGAUCAUCACAUUGAAAUGAAACUUGAAUGGUAAUUCAAACAUUGUACUUAUUUAUGUCAUGUGGGAUAUCAAAAUUUGUACCAUUGUUGUUACAUCAGUUGUACAUAGAUAUAUUAUGGAAUAGAUUUCUACACCUAUAUGUGGAGCAUGUUGUGCUCUUGUACUGGUAGUGUGUGUUAUGUAUUGUGAGUGUACAGGUAAGCAUUGCAAGGUAGCCAAUUAGUGUACUUUAAUGACAUGAAAAACAACACAUAAUCUUUCAAGUACAUGCACGACAACAUGCAUUCUACAUAAUACAUAUUAAACAAUGUAUAUAGUUUAUGUCAGGCAUCUAAGGCUCAUUUGAAAUGCGUAUGCCAUGCCAUUCACAGGUGACUCUUCAAUGAGUAUGGUACUUUUUUUGUUCUUGGAGCUGACUAGAUGUGAUUGUUUGGUAAAAUUUUACAGUGAUAGCUUUUUAACAAUGAACAUGAUUUUCCAAAGAUCUAAUACUCAUGUACACUAACACUUAUACUUCAUGAAGAGGUCUUAAGUUGUUAAAACAUAUUAUAGCAAAAAGGCCACAGCAGAGGAUCAGUAGAGGAAACUCUGGCAGUGUGUACUUUGCUCUGUAUGCAAUCUUCACUUGGCAGUCUUCACCAUCAUUCCCUCAUAUCUCAUGUGUAUCCAUCAUAAUUGUGAUCUGCUCAGCGUGCAGUGUCAUCACAUGUCACUUUUCUUGUUUGUACAUGUUCCUCAUGGUUAGCUUCAGUUUCAUACUGUCUUUCUUAUGGAUGAAGCUCUCAGCUGCCUCUCACAUCUGGGACUAACAUAACACAAUCUGUUGUAUUAGUCCCAGAUGACAUGCACUGACAUGUAUGCAUAUACUUUCAGGUACAUGUAUUACUGUUGCAGGUAUAUUUUUUAUUGCUUGUUCAGUUUUUAAUCUGAUUCAUUGUUAUUGCUACAUACUGCUUCUUUUGUGUAUGGUUAUUAAUCAUUAUUGCUGUCUGAUCUUUAAGAUGUAAUGAUCGAGUUACCAGGGUCACAUACAGUCAAUUUUUCAUACCCAUACUGUAUGCUCAAACCAAGCCAAAGAUGAGAUGAGUACAAAAAUGUUAAUUUUGAUUAUUUUGAGGUUGAAAAUGUGUAAUAUUCCUUUUCCCUCAGUCAUUGUCCUUGUUACUAAGUGUCAUAUUUAGCCCAGUAUGUCACAUGUUACACCACUUGUUUUGAUUUAGCCCAUAUUAUAGAACUUAAAAAGGCACCCAUGUUUACAGACUGAAUGUGACCCUGAUUUAUGAUUGUGUCAGAUAUUCAUUUACAGGCAAACUGUAUCAUGAGAGAGAUUCAUAGAACUAGACAACAUCUUUUCACACCUGUCUGGAUAGGGGAAUUGCAGUUGGUGACAACCACCAGUUAUGCUUUUUCCAUCUGUUAUUUACACAUCACGCUAUAAUCCACGGAAUGAAGAAGUCUUCAAACAUUAAUACACUUUAAAGCUUUCCUCUCGGGACAUGUUUUACAUUUUACAUUUGCUGUGACUGCAGUUUAUUAACUACAGAAUUCUGUUCAUUGCCUCUGAUCUAAGUUUUUCAGUUCAUUGAAAAUUCCUUGAGUGCUAUAGCCAAUAGUAACACUGCAACUGAUUUUGUUGACAGAUCUGAGGAUGGUUUAUCUCCCUUGUUGUGAAUGUCGUCAGCUUUGGGCUUGUUUAAGUGGAGAGGGAGGCUGUUACAGAGAUCCUGUGAGCAAAUAAAUGUACACUUGAUGGCAAACCCUGUCAUGGGCGUCUCAUCCAACUGGCACCAUGUGACUCCCAGACCAGCGUCCGUGGUACACUCUCGAAUGAUGGCCACCAUUUUACCUGGUCACGAAAAAAGGUUCCGAGCUGCACUCACUGUGGGCCGAAGUGGAGGCACAUUGAUAACACACAUUGGCAGUGUCACCUGAAAUGUGAACACACAUGUGAAUGAUGGUGCAGCAGAAAUGGAUCAUGUUUCAAGAUACCAGAUUCACUACUGUUCAGAUGAUGAGGUUUUGCCCUACCAAAGCAGAUUUCUGCUCGACGUGCCUGGUUUUAUUAUGAGCAGAAGAAUACACUUCCAGGCCACUACUUAAAACCAGUUUACACAUGGAAUUUUUUUUGAAAGUUGAGUAUGUGUUAAAUAACAUUAAUGGAUUGUGAUGUUCCUAUUUAUUUGCAUACACAAUUUUUCGUUACUUAAUAUUGCACUGCCUUGGAUCUUUAGCGGUAUACUCCAGAUAUAUGAAGUCAGCCAGUAGAAGGGUUGUGGAGAAAAUUGUAGGACAAAUGUACAUAGAGGAGGACAGACAGACAAACAGAUACAAGCAGAGAAUGAUGUAUGUAGAAUGGAGAAAAAUGUGUAUUCUGUAAGACGGAUCAAAAACUAGAGACCUCAUGUUCUCUAGUAACAAAUGGUGUUGGUGAAGAAAAUGGUCCUCCCAACGUUGUUGAAUAGGAAAAUGCCUAUUUUUAAAUUGCUGUUAGCAAUCUUGUAAUCGUUGGAUUUUUGCAAUUUUCAGCUUAGUUCUGCAAAACUUUUGUGAUGCUAUUUUGUACAACUAGGCCUUACUGGUCACUAACAAAGUGGCAAAAAGUGACCUUUUCCCCAAUGCUUUAACAUUGUGGAGCCAUUUUAUUUUCGACACAAAAGGGUGGUCACAUGACCUCCAACUCCUGUCCCGUCUUACAAAAUAUUUUUGUACCUUGCUUGCCUUUCAUUAGUUUGGGUAUGUGAACAUGUACAUAAUGUAGGCCUUGUACGGAUAUCAGCUCAGAUGCUACGCCUCUAUGUUACUGGUUCUGUUGUGUAGCUUAUCAGCCUGACAUUUACAUGUGUAUCAGUGGUGUUAACAUAUCUCUGGCAUGGAAGAUUCAAGCAAUACUGCAUGUGCCAUUGGAAAGGAUUAAGAAAGAUUUAAGGUGCUGAGUGCCAAAUAGCUUGCAUAUAUGUUACUCACAUGAUUAAAUAAAACAACGUUCAGAUACAUCUAAGGCCCCUUUGUCACAGAUUCCAGAGACAUUCUCAGACUCUGUUCUUUAGAUCAGUGAUUACCAUAAACCAUUAUGAACUAUUUAAUAGCAAACCAGGGAGUUGUUGUGCAAUCAUGGUCAUUUGGUUUGUCUUUUCAUCAUUAAGAUACACUAUUGGCUUUUUUCAGCUAGACAGAGCAUGUGACUCGCAAAUUCCCGUUUACAGCAGUGCUCCAACAUUACAAAUCCCGCAUGAUAAUGUGUGAAAAGCAGGUAGUACACUUACCUCCUGUUUAUCUGUUUGUCUUUCUGUUCGUUGAUGGUAGUUGGUUGCUUUCAUAGUGACACUUUUGUCCCUCUGUUUGCUUCUUUUAAAUCUGAAAUCAGCACGACAUAAUCUGGUGAGAGCAGUUUCUCAUUAGCUGUUAAUGGUACUAAUCUGAAAAUCUUUUCCAGGCCAUGUCUGAAACUCUGGUCACAAUAACUUUGGUAAGUAUUGAUGUACAAGGUAGUUUACUGUUACAUUUCUUUGUAACAGUAUUUGUGUGUGUAUGCUGUCUUCUGUAAACAUGCAAGAAAAACAUUUUGAUCAAAGAUUAAAUAUAUUUCAUGUACAUUUUUUUCUCAUGAUUUUUGUUCUUUUACUGUGCAAGUUUAUGGAAAGAUUGAAGGCUCUGAUUUGGUACAUGUACAUCAGUUUGGAAGGUUUGUGUAUAUGAAACUCUUUCAGUAUUAUAUGUCUAGAUAUGUCAACUGAUGUUGAAGUCUGUAGCUGUGUAGGGCUUGCUGAGAUUACCUGUGUGUAACAAACGCGUGAUAUAUAGUGCAUGUGUAUGUGAGCUCCAUCAUGGAGCAUGUAGGCUCCUGGGCAGAGCAAGACGAAGACCCUAUAGGGACCUAAUCACAGGACUACAGCUAAUAACCUUAAACCAACUUGGGAUACUCAGCCUUGAGCCCGGAUUACCAAUCUUAUUUAGAGAUUAUAUAUUGCAUUAGACGCAAAUCCCCAUUCCUAAUCCCUGUUGUGCCUUCAUUUUCAGCUGUCAACAACAGAGAUAUUCCUAAAACCUGGAAUGAUAAUCCUUGUAUAAGUUCAAUCUCCAUAUAAGAUUUUUGCUCCAUUUUUUUUUUUCCAUCUUCCUUUUUGGACGAAUGAACAGAUUGUUAUUCACCUAGCCAAUUUAAACCAACAGAUAUCCAUUUUACAGUGGGUGUAUGGCUGGAGAAAAAUAUCAAAAUACCUGAAUGUUUGAAAUUUUACUUGAUCAGCUUUUAUACCAUUACAGAAUGUGUUUAAUGUAACUGCAUGCACAUAAAGUUAAAAUUUUUAUACAGUUCAUUUCCCAGUGAUCAUAUGCAAUAUAUACAUGUAGGCAUAUGUAUUAAAAUAUUUCAUGGCAAUGUACUGGCUGCAGAAAGUAGGAACUUCAAAUUUUUUUCCCUCGGGAGAGGAGAAAUCUGAUGCUGUUAAAUUGUAUAGUGAAUAAUGUUGAAAGCAACAUUAAACCUCAAUUGUAGAACAGGAUACUUAGGUACGUUGACAGCCAGAUUGAAACUGGUCAUAAGGACUGUUUUGAGACUUGUGGGUUAGCGGGCUAGGUUCUGCUUCAGGAUUGAUUGUUAUAAAAUUGCCAGAGGCUUUGAUUUCUUUUGAAAACUAAGGCUUUAGUGCCUUACAUUAGUAGUCAAACCGUGCUGAUAUGUCAGUUUGAUUAUGAGUAAAAGUCAUUUCUCAGGGACAAAAAUAUAUCAUCUGUCAAGUCACAAAGUCCAUAAAAUAGCAUCUGCAGAAGGAGAAGCUAGGUUUGAGUGAUCAAAGAUAGGCGUCCUCAAAUCUGGCAUAUUCUAGCUGGGUCAUAUCCUAUUAGUGAUGCUUGCCACACAACUAAUGGAUGGCUGGAUUCCAAAAGAGCAUUGAUUAUGUCUUAUUAGUUCCUUGAAUCUCUGGGUGUCUUGAUGGCUCCCAUUCUGUCGGACUGUGUUCCUCUCUCAGACAAUGCGUACAAUUAAAUCAUUUCUGCUGUGAUAAUGUGUGAAGGUUGAGUAGGAUCCGCUGUGUAAGGGUUUGAGGGGAUUCCAAACCACAGACGCUUGGAAGCACUCUCUUGAGCCCGGGGAGAAAAAACAUCGAUCUUUGUGGCUGGGAAAAACUGCUGGCAUCUAUAUAAUAAUAAGUAAUGCUUCUGUCUCCUUGGUGGAAAGCCCUUUGUCCGGGGCAUCUUGAAGACAAUGGAGCAGACCUGUCUACAAAAUGGAUGAGUGAAGAAGGCUGGGGCUGGUGAAGGGCUCUGUAGGCAGCUCUGGAUUCAUCACCUACUCAUUGCUGUCAUUGAUUUGUCAAGAUUUGUCACAAAGACUGGCACUGAUCUGAUUGGGUUUAUUUCCUGGGUUGCUGCAUGCAUGGAGUUGCUGGAAAAUCUCAUUAGAUCAACCGUCUUGUAUUGCCAGCUGUUGUUCAGGUGUCAUCAACAAGGCUCGCUUUUCUUGGCAGCGCGUCAAAAGAUUAACAAUGCCAGCGACAAGACGCUGGCAUCAUUAUCACUGGACUCAGAUCUCCGCAGUUUGCUGAACUGGAAAAGAUAAAAAAAAAACCACACACACACCCUGGGUGGCAAUUGAGGUCCUGAUGGAGGGCUAUUUGGGAGCUGUGUUAAAGAAUACUGUGGAUGCAGAGGGCUAUUUGGUAGUGUGAUAAUUUGAUCUGUUGCCGAUAACAGGGAACAUUUGUAGCUGUUCCACGAGGAGGCCUAUCCAUGACAAUAGCACCUGGUUCACAGCCAUUGACGAGACUUGUGGGACUAAAUGCAGGGAUUACGCUCAUCUUAGCCACUAAAUUGGAUGGAAAUUGGAUGCUAACAGCUUUUGAAGCAGUCACUGUGCGUAUGCUGUAUUCAGAAUCAGCUUGAAACUUUCCAAGCAUCCCAUGGUGGACAUUUGAGCAACCAACGGUUUGGAUAUAAUCCCAUAAUAUAUAUCAUCAGCUGUCAUUCUUCAUAUAAGAGUUUUCGCGGUGGCAGUUCCUAGUGGCCACGAUGCCGAGUGGACAGGGACGAUACUCGCCAGCUUCAGUGCGAGAGGAUUGUAAUGGUGGCACAGAGCUUUUACAAAAAGGCCAUGUGCACAGUCACAAUGAGAGCACAGAAACAGAUGCCUCCACAGAGACCCAAAGAAACUGUGAGAAAAGGCAGCAGGCAGACAAAGUGCAUUACAGCAUUUUUAAGAAACCCUGCAGUGGCCGUCGAUGGACGAGUUUUGAAAAGUAUUUGUGCUCUGUGUGUGUUUUGUUACUUCUGGCGUGUGUAGCCUUCAUCGUCAUUGCCUUCACUCGAGACCAGCCACAGCAAUGCAGCCCAGGUAACUCAAAUGUGUGUAAGACAGCGAAUUGCAUUAAAACAGCUGCCCAGCUGAUGGAUUCCAUGGACAUGGCAGCUGACCCAUGCGAGGACUUUUUCCAGUACGCUUGUGGGACGUGGAACAAGAAAUAUGUUAUACCAGAAGACAAGGCUACAUUUAACACAUUUGAGAAGCUUCAUGAUGACUUGCAAGUCAUUCUUAAAGAUUUACUGGAGGAACCGUCUAGGCGAGAUGAACCAAAUGCUAUCCAUCAGGCCAAGGUUUUAUAUAGAUCUUGCAUGAAUACAACUCAGAUCCAGGAGAUUGGUGAUGGUCCCUUCAGGAAGGUGCUAGAAGAUCUGGGGUCCUGGCCAAUUGUGGCCCCAAGGUGGGAUGGACGCAGUUUUGUACUGGAGGAUACGCUGGCCAAGUUGCGCAGCAAGUAUAACACACAGGUGCUAGUUAAGACUGUUGUGGGCCCAGAUGAUAAAAACUCUUCGGUCAAUAUCAUUCAGUUAGAUCAGCCUGAACUGGGCAUGCCCAGUCGGGAGUACUACCAUGACCCGGAGUCAAAAGUUGUCAAGUCCUACCUCAGGUUCAUUGUAAAGGUGGCAUUGGUCCUUGGUGCAGACCCGGACCAGGCAGAGACAGACGCUCGUGAUGUAGUGUGCUUUGAAACUGAACUGGCCAAUGUAACAAAGCCAAGGGCUGAUCGACAUGAUACAGGUGCCAUGUAUCAGAAAAUGACCAUUGGAGACCUGGAAGCAUUAAUCCCAGGGUUUGACUGGCUACGGUAUCUACAAGGGGUUAUUCCCAUACAUAUUGCCAGGGAUGAGGAAAUUGUUCUGUUUGCUCCAGAGUAUCUCUCAUUAAUGGUGAAUCUUGUGAAGAAGACAGAAACUCGAGUAGUGGUGAACUAUAUCAUCUGGAGAAUAGUGAUGGACUUCACAGAGAAAUUGACCACAGAGUACAGUCAGCUGAGGAAUGAGUACAGGAAGAUACUGCAGGGUGUAUCGCGAGACAAGGUGAAGUGGCAGCAGUGUGUGGAGUAUGUCAAUGAAAAGAUGGGAAUGGCUGUCGGGGCCAUGUUCAUCAAAGACCACUUCAAGAAGGAGAGCAAGGACACAGCCCUGGAGAUGAUCCAUAACUUGCGAGAAGCGUUUGAUGAGUUGUUACUGGACAAUGAUUGGAUGGAUGACGAGACACGUGCUGUUGCCAGAGAAAAGGCAUAUGCUAUGAAUGAAAGGAUUGGAUACCCAGAGUUUAUCCUCGACAGAGAUGAGCUUGAUGAGCUGUAUGAACAGCUGGACCUUGAUGAGAGGUACUUCUUGGAGAAUGUCCUGACGGUAGAGGAAUUUGAUGCACAGUUUAUGCUUAAGAAACUACGACAGCAGAUUAGGAAAGACAAAUGGCUUCAGGACCCUGCUGUGGUGAAUGCUUUCUACAAUCCGAAUACAAAUGAUAUUGUGUUUCCAGCAGGAAUUUUACAGCCUCUUUUCUACAGCAGACAUUUUCCACAAUCCUUGAAUUAUGGUGGAAUAGGUGUGGUCAUUGGUCAUGAAAUCACUCAUGGUUUUGAUGACAAAGGUCGACAGUAUGACCAAGAUGGUAACCUCAAGCAGUGGUGGAAAAAUGAGACAAUUGCUGCUUUCCAAGAACGGGCUCAGUGUAUGAUUGACCAGUACUCCAGCUACGUACUGGACCAGAUUGACAUGAAUAUUGAUGGAAAGAACACACAAGGAGAGAAUAUUGCUGACAACGGUGGACUAAAGCAGUCUUACAAGGCUUACAGAAAGUGGGUGGAACGAAAUGGUGAAGAACCCUUGUUACCUGGGAUAGGUCUCAACCAUAACCAGCUGUUCUUCCUAAAUUAUGCACAGAUUUGGUGUGGCACAAUGAGAGAUGAAGAGGCUCUUCAGAAAAUCAGGAUUGCUGUGCACAGCCCAGGACCUAUCAGAGUCCUGGGCCCGCUGUCAAACUCUAAGGAUUUUUCAGAAGCUUAUGGUUGCCCUCUUGGGAGUAGGAUGAAUCCGAAGCACAAGUGUUCUGUCUGGUGAUCAGUGUGAAGGAAAAUAUUACCAUGACGUUUGAGGAGUAGUUACAAUGUGCCUGGACAUUUCCAUUGAAAUCUGCAUCGUUACAACUGUACUUUAUCUCCCAACAUUAUAGCACGCCUCAUUUGUUGUAUCGUUUUACCACCAUUUCUGUUUAUAUUCCGUUAGUGAUCGUGACUCUUUUUCAUGCAGUUGUGAAGAAUGGCACAUUUUGACCAAGUCAGUGCUAAGGUUGUAGUUCUCUUCCACUAUGUUCUUGAUUGAUAGAUUGAUUGUGGUUGUGAAGAAUGGCACAUUUUGGCCAGGUUAGAGUGAAGGUUGUGGCUCCGUCCACAUAGCUCUAGACUGGUUGUGGUUGUGAAGAAUGACUUAUUUUGGCCAAGGCCGUGUAAAGAUUGUGGUUCUUUUCCAGUGUGGUCAGUUGACAGAUUUAUUGUCAGUGGUAGUGAAGAAUGGCUAAUUUGCCCAGGUUACAGUAAAGGUUGUGGCUUCUGUCCACAGAGCUCUAGACUGGUUGUGGUUAUGAAGAAGGAUUCAUUUUGGCCAAGUCAGUGUAAAGAUUGUGGCUCUUGUCCAGAGCUCUAGAUUGAUUGUGGUUGUGAAGAAUGACUCAUUUUGGCCAGUUCAGUGUAAAGAUUGUAGCUCUAUUGCACCAUGCUACAGAUUGACAGAUUGAUUUUGGUUGUGAAGAACGGUUUACAUUAGGGGAGUUAGAGUAAAUGUUGUGGCUCUUUCUGCUGAGCUAGAACAAUGUGAGUAAAGAAGCUAAACAAACUGUAUCUGACUGUAGUAAAGCUUGUUAUUACAGUAACAAAGUUAAGCGAGAUGGGGAUUUGGCAUGAAUAAAUAUCACAUUUGAACUUCGUCAGAUUUAAUCUCCAGAGAUAAAUCACCACUUAGCCAUUAACCAUACAUCCAUGUCAGUGUAUAUAGAGCAGAGGAAUCAUUUUUAUAUUAGUGGGUAUUGGAUCAUUGUCAUUAUUUUACAUAUCUGUUUGAUUCCUCUUCGGUGGUAUGUGGGGAAAGUCUGCCAGCAACCUGUGGAUGAUCAUGGGUUUCUCCCUAGCUCUCCUCAAUUUCCUCCCACCAUAAUGCUGGCCGCCUUUGUGUAAGGAGAAUAUUCUUGAGUAUUUCAAAAGCACCAAUCAAAUAAAUCAGAAACUUUUUUUAUUUUUCUUCCUGAAACCAAAAGACUCAUAGAAUCAAAUCUUUGGUUGAUUACCUCCACCAGUCUUGACACCAGUGAUUUGCACUUCGUGGUUUAAGUUUCGUAAAUAGCCAUUCAUGAAUAGGAGGACUCACUAAUAUCUAAAAAUGGUGCAAAGAAAGUGAGAGAAAAGAAUGCUGAUGGAUUCUGUGAAUUAAGUCUGUAGUAAUAUAACAUUUGGUUACUUAUCCUCAAAAUUUUAAGAUUGCUUUGUAGCCUAAACGAUAUCUUUCUUUUUUUUCACAACAAAAAUGUAAAUGUAUUCAAACUGUGCAGUAUUCUCCAUUUAUUCUCAACAUUCAGCAAAACAGAGCAAAAUUUUUCCAACAAUUUUUCUGGUACAGCUGAAAUUUACAACUCUCUCAUUAUAGUUUUGUAUUGCAUGAAUAAUGCCAUUAAAAAAUACGUUGCCAUGUUAGUUCAGUGGGUUUGAACAAAACAGUCCCAAGGUAAUAGGUCUUCAACCUGCUUCAUGUAAUCUGUCAGAGUAACACAGGAAAAGAUGAUACGAACCUUCAUGGUUAUAUGAAUGUGUUAAAUCAUUACAUUAUCUGGGCCCUGUAUAAGUGUUAUACAACAUAUCCAAAAUAGAGUCAUUACAGGUGCUGAAGUAAGGGUGUCCACAUUUAUUUGACAUCAUAAUUGAGCAAUCAGUAUUAUGUAUCAUUUAUGUGUCAUUAGUCACACACAUGGGCUGAUAGUUCUAAAUUCAGAUCUUUGUUUCAUAUCAACGAAUAUGCCAGUUCCUAUCUACCCAGGGUCCUGUUGUUUUAGCAGGUUGCCUGGAAAUGUAUUAGAACAGAUAUGUACUUGUUUGAGCAAUCAAAGAUGCAUAUAGUAUUGAUUGUACCUAUAAUGAUAGAGAUACAUAUAAGGAUCUAUACCUCCAUAAUAUACAUGUAACAGAAACAAUAUGUAAGCUGCUCCUGUUGUGUUCAAUAUAUUAAUUGUGUCCUAGAUACUGAGCAAGGACGGCAUAGUGUUGCCAUUCAGUCCAGGACUGGUUAUUAAUAUCUACAUCAAUUCUAAGAUCUGUGACAUUUUUAUAUGACAUGGUUGUGUUUUAAAUUAACAUUAUGUAACAAUUUUUAACUGGUUGUGAAUCGAUGGUUGUGAUUGGCCCCUCUGUAAAUGGUUUUAUUGACUUCUUGUUAUAUCCAUUGUGAUAUGCUGUUUCUGUCAGCAGUUGUCAUUGAUUGCUGACAAGGCUUUCAGUAUAGUUUGUUCUUUGGUCUCACUCUCUUGUAUAAUCAUAUUUAUACACAUAUAUUUGGCUGUGUUCCCCAAAGUUGUGACUAACUGUUGUGAUGGUUCUUGUUCUGGUCAUUGCCAUUGUUGAUCUCCAUUGUAAUGGGAAUGGUGAUGAUCUUGUAUUUUGGUAAUGACAUUUUUGAGAACGUAAUAUUAUAGCAUACAAAGGUUAAUAAUGAUACAUCUACUGUGAAAAAAUAUGUACAACUUGAAAAUAGUAUAUUUGUUUCAUUUGACCAAAGGAGAUGUGUUUGUUACUAUUUAUCCAGUGAUCUAUUAUUCCUUUAACUCAAACUGUGUUUAAGGCACCCCAUGUAGUCAGAGCAUAUGGCAGCAUCUAUGUUAAUGAAUAUUUAUCAUCACUUAUCCAUUGUGAGCUCAAUGGGACCAAAUCUUUCACUCUCUUGUAAUGUUUAGCCUUUUUAAUGAUGUGUUUUUAACCUUAGUACCAUUACUUGAAAAUAUUUGAAAUAUGUUAUAUUGUGCUUUAGACUUUGUGCUACUGUAUACAGCAUUUACAUGUAUUUGCAUGAUAUUACCAGUAUUAUACAUGUGUGUAGUUGAACUGUACAUGAUGCCAGUACACCCAGAGAAAAUCAAAGCUUAAAACAUUAAUGAAUUGUCAUAGUACUGAGUAUAUCACAUCUAAGUACGAAUGUACCGAUAGCAUUGGUAUAUAUUGUUGCUAAGGAGCCGUGGAUGUACAUUGACAUAAAAGCUGUAUUAAUUUAUGUUUCUUCCUUGCCUGGUUUAUUACUAAAACAUUAAUAAUAUAUACCUGAAAUGCUACACCUUAAACUGUUAACGAAUCCGUCUUGGAAUGAUCCAUAAAUCAGUUACACUAUAAUCACUUGAUAUGAAUUUCACACAACAAAAUAUGUACUGUACUUAGCUGGGCCUUCUGACAUCCAUUGUACUGCAAAAGGAACUAUUGAUACAGCUCCAAGAAAGCAUUCCAUUCUUCUCAAACACUACCACUGGUAGCGUGUCUGUAUGGUAAUACACAAGUGUUAAUAAGUUAUAAAUAUGACUUAAUCAUCUUGAUGAGGUAUUUUAACUUUCAGAUUUAUUUCCUUAAGCUCAUUCUGGUGAUUGAUGUAUGUAGAAAAAUAAAAAAUGUCAACUUAAAAUGAAUUUGUCGAUUUUCAUAUGAGCACUGUACUAGUUGCAAUUUAGAUUUCUGAAGUCAUUCUUUUAAGUCAGUUUGUAGGAUGGUUUGUCUGGUGGCAUGCUUGAAAUGGGAACUUAACAGUAGGGAGAGGAAUCAAUCCUGCAGUUACAUUAACAAGUGGCAAAAUGUAUGUGUAUUGGUGGAAAAAACAAACCCUGUAACAUAUAAGCACAUAGGGUGUAAGACAUGCUGCAUUCCUUAUAUGGCCACUGAAUGAUAACGUGCAAACACGCUAUUGGUAGUGACUCAAUAAUAAUUCAAACUGUACUUGGUUGACCAUUUUGCUAUAUAGUGGUCAAUAUGUUGUAAGUUCUUAAGAACUGAAGAAAGUUGUAGAAAACUGAAUUUCAUGCACUAUUAUCAAUAUUAUAAAUAAAACCCACUGUAGAAUUUACACGUGGCAGCAUUUAAUUCAACUGAAAAAAAAUCUAAAUCUAGAAAAAGGUUUUGGGAUCAAAUCAUAUGUGACCUCCUCCUCUGUGCUAGCAUCAGAAAACCUGGAUAGAUACCUGCACAUAUAUAAGUGAAUGGUGGGCAAUGAACACUGAAUUAGAUUCCAACCCGAUGGUCUAGAGACAGAGGACUAUCUCAGUGGGACAAGGUUAUCAAUUGCGUGUUACAAUUUUUAAAAUAAUGAUAAACAAAUAUGCUGAAAUGGGCCUACUAUAAAUAAUUGGUCAUUUUUUAAGUCCCUUUGUCAUUAAGCUUCAGAAACAAUUACAUUAACUGUGGAUAUGUUUGAUCAUGGACAUGUUUAUUGUCUGAUAAAAUGUAACAAAUAGACAAACCCCAGAUGUUGAUCCAUGUCAAACUUGAGGUCAGAUUUGGUGAAGAUCAGCUUCUAAGUUCUGGAGUAUACUGCAGACAAGUUUACUGUAGAAGCCUGAUGGCAUACAGCACAAUGAUAAUAGAAAACGGUGGUUUCUGAUUCAAUUUUCGGUACCAUUCAUCUAUUGAUGCAUACUUAUUUCUUCUGUUUUCUGUACCAUUCGUCUGUUGAUGCUUACUUAUUUUUUCUGUUUUCUGUACCAUUAGUCUAUUGAUGCUUACUUAUUUCUUCUGUUUCCUGUACCAUUGGUCUGGUGAUGCUUACUUAUUUUUCUGUUUUCUGUACCGUUAAUCUGUUGAUGCUUAUUUCUUCUGUUUUCUGUGCCAAUGGUCUGUUGAUGCUAACUUGUUUCUUCUGUUUUCUUUCGAUCAUGUAUCAGUUUAUUGGUGAGCACUUAGAUGUUGCUAAACAGCUAACAGUAUUAAUGAAUACUGACAUGUAUAUUACAGGAGAAGGGAGUGUUAUUCCCCUAAAGCAUGACUCAAAAUUACCAAAACUGUAACAUUGAACUGAAAAGGUGUUCUGUAUGGAAUUUGUUGAUAGUAUCUGUUGUUAUAUACUGUUAUGUACUUGUCAAAUAUAAUUCCAACUAAACUGUAAUUUAUCACAAGA
Messenger RNA from Liolophura sinensis, 20453 nucleotides. Its product is annotated as neprilysin-1-like. The transcript has 28 exons. Gene Ontology annotation, molecular function: metalloendopeptidase activity. NCBI's taxonomy places the organism in Eukaryota, Metazoa, Mollusca, Polyplacophora, Chitonida, Chitonidae. The record is from RefSeq and is a predicted model, not a curated record. The coding region runs from base 13029 to 15386 and encodes 785 amino acids. Gene Ontology annotation, biological process: protein processing. Gene Ontology annotation, cellular component: plasma membrane.